AUGGAAUGUAAACAUAAGCAUAACAAAAACAGUUAUUUACCAUACACAUUCAAAAAUUUCCGCCUUUAUAUUUCAGGUGUUGGUAAAUCUUGCACUAUCAACCACUUGUUAUCACUAGCAAUAGCAAGGACAUCUGAAGAUUCGUCAGAAACCAGGAGUACAACAUGUUAUUCCAUAAAGGAAAAAAUCCAAAGUUUAGGUGUUUCAAACUUUUUGGUGGAUUUAAUUGAUACUCCUGGAUUAUCUGACGGAGAAGGUUUGAAACAAGACGCUGCAAAUUUUAAAUCAAUCUCCAACUAUUGUAUUAGUGAGUUUUCCGAGAAGAUUUUUCCAAAUAUUAUUUUUCUAUUUUUACAAUCUAACGAUAACAGAUAUAAUCAUGAGAGAAGCAAGUUUGUAUUAAGCUUAAAGCAAAUCAAAAAACUUAACAUAGUAUGUCAAGAGUUUCCAAAUGUUGUUGUAAUUAUCACUUUUGCUUGUUCUAUUGCGUUUGGUGAUGUUGAAAAAUGGAAAGAAAAACUAAAUCAAAUUUCAAGUAAAAUCAAACAUCUUGUAAGUAAACACCUAGGGAUUGAUUCCUUGGUUGUUUGGCUAGAGAAUGAUUACGAAUUUUGCGGUUUAACAGUUUCUAAUGACAACAAUUCUUCAUUUUUACCCGAUGGAACCAUACAGCCAGCAAACCUAUACAAAGCCAUUGUAGAACAAGCAAGAAAAAAUAACGAUGAACUACUGGAGAAUGCUAUGCAUCAUUUGUUUUCCAACAGUUUGAUUCGUCGUGUAGAGGUCUUUGUAAGAAUAACCAUAAAGGCAAAAGAUACCCGUUUAGAAAAACUAGACGAGAAAGAAAACAAAAUACUAAUGGAAAUGCAAACGGAUCAAGGAGGUUAUGUUCCAGAAAAAAUUAUUCCACCUGCACAUAUAUAUAUGUGUGUUGGGGCUGGUCUCAAUAUCCUUAGCGAUGAACUCAAACCAAGUCGUUUAUUUGAAGUUGAUGAGAAUGACACAUAUAACUCGUUUGGAAUUCAACUUCCUAAAGGUUUUCAACUUGUGUUUGUUAAUGAAAUGCGAAAAUUUAGUGAAUACUCUAAAAACCAAACUGAGUACGUUAAAAAACGUCUUGCUUGUCUUCACUUUGAUGCUAACGUUGAUUUAUCCCUAUUUAAAAUGAAAACAAGAGCUGGUUUUGUUUAUUCAUCUAAUCUUUCAAAUGAAAAAAAUAGUAUUAACCAUAGCCUUCUCCAAGAAGUUAGGCUUUUCAAAGUUGAAAUAAAAGAAAGCACUGAGUUAAAGUUAACAAAUGAGUUUAAAAAACAUGUAAAUCUACUUCCCGACAAAUACAAUCGUUAUGAUUCAUCAAACAAGAGUUUGUACCAAUCAUUUUUUAACAGAUGGGGACAUUUCAUUGUUAGCUCUGCUUAUGGAGGAGGAAGUGUAGAAAUAAGUCAGUUUACAGAAGAUGCAAAAAAUUUUGAAGAGUCAUCUACUAGUUCACAGUUUCUACUAGAAACAUCAUUUGAUGUUUUGUCCGGCGGUGAUGUUUUAUCUGACUGUGGCAGUAAUUUUUCAGAUUCAACCAGGUUUUCAAAUAUAUCUUUAAAGUGGAACGGAGGAGAUAGUAAGUUUCACAUUUUAAACUUUGGCGAAUCUGACUUAUCAAGUAAAUGGUCCCGUUGGAGAGAGUCUUUAAAGACCAAUCCAUCAAUUCUUACAACUGAAAUGUCUCUUGCUUACAUCUAUGAAUAUGUUGGGCUCGUCAAUCAGUCAAAGGUGCAAGGGUGUAAAAAUGCACUAAAUGACAUCUUGUGA
Hydra vulgaris (swiftwater hydra) is the source of this 1806-nucleotide messenger RNA. RefSeq lists its product as uncharacterized. The record is from RefSeq and is a predicted model, not a curated record. Gene Ontology annotation, molecular function: GTP binding. NCBI's taxonomy places the organism in Eukaryota, Metazoa, Cnidaria, Hydrozoa, Anthoathecata, Hydridae.